Prunus avium (sweet cherry) is the source of this 1476-nucleotide messenger RNA. RefSeq names its product phosphoesterase. Gene Ontology annotation, biological process: DNA repair. The record is from RefSeq and is a predicted model, not a curated record. NCBI's taxonomy places the organism in Eukaryota, Viridiplantae, Streptophyta, Magnoliopsida, Rosales, Rosaceae. Gene Ontology annotation, molecular function: double-stranded DNA binding; zinc ion binding; ATP-dependent polydeoxyribonucleotide 5'-hydroxyl-kinase activity.
CUCUUGUUCUUGCACUAAAAAAUGGCGGGAAAUUCCUAACCCCAAAAAGCCAAAAACCUAACUUCCAAAUGCUGACCAUCCCCAAUUUCCAUGCAACUGCCGGUAACUGUAUCUUCACCCAUCUAAUUCCCUACCUCCCCAAAACCCCUAACCCCCUGCUACUCUCGCCGAUUCUUUUCUUUCAUUUCCACACCCCGAAACGUUUCGCUCGUAUCCGCUUCUCCACGCGACUAAUGUCGUCGUCUUCUUCGACCCAAGUAUUGGCAGAGUACGCGAAAUCGAAGAGGUCCUCCUGCAAGAAGUGCUCGAAAGCGAUCGCCGCCAAGGCUCUGAGGCUGGGCUUGGUCAGCAGAGACGCGCGCGGUUUCGACGUGACCAAGUGGCACCACUUGGAUUGCUUUAACUUCGGCUCCGAGUCGCUUGCUUCGGUCGAGAAAAUUAAAGGGUUUCAGUCUUUGGAGAGUAGUGAUCAGGAAUCUUUGAAGAAAUUGGUGGCUGCCUCGGAUAAAUCUCGAGGGGAGGAUUCAAAUGAAAGUACACACGAGGGAAAGGAAAGUUCUGAAGGAAAAAGAGUUCAUGAAGUAGAUGAAAAUGAAAAUGAAGAAGAGGAAAGGAGCCUGAAGAAAGCGAAGUCAUCUAAAUGUGAUGGACAAGCUAAGCUGGAUAUAUCCUUUACAAUUUCUGAUGUGAAAGACAAGUACAAGGAUGCAACUCUUUCACCUAAAUGGAAAGCAUUCCAAACAAUCAUAUUUCUUGAACGGGAUGAUGGACUGCAUGAUUCAAGUAAAAUUGCUGCUUUUGAUUUUGAUGGAUGUCUUGCAAAUACUAAUGUAAAGAGGGUAGGUGCUGAUGCUUGGUCCCUUAUGCAUCCUUCAAUUCCUGAUAAGCUACAAAGCCUGUAUGAGGAUGGCUACAAGCUGGUAAUUUUUACAAAUGAGUCCAACAUUGAGCGCUGGAAGAACAAGAGACAAGUAGCUGUGGACUCAAAAAUUGGUCGGCUCAACAACUUUAUUAAGAAAGUGAAAGUCCCAAUUCAGGUUUUCAUAGCUUGUGGCCUUGGAAAAUCCGGUGGUCAAGCAGAAGACCCCUUUCGCAAACCCAAGCCAGGGAUGUGGCAUUUAUUGGAACAACAUUUGAACUCUGGCAUUUCCAUUGACAUGGAUCAAUCCUUUUAUGUUGGGGAUGCAGCUGGGAGAAAAAAUGAUCACAGUGAUGCUGAUAUUAAAUUUGCGGAGGCAGUCGGUUUAAAAUUUUAUGUCCCAGAAGAAUACUUUGGUGUUUGAGCAAGGGACGUUGACGUCGAAAUUAUGUUGCCCCUCAGCCCCCAAUUUUAUAAAAAGAAAUCUAUAUCAUGUAAUUAUUAUAUAGUUGGCCUUUCUCGGAAGUUACUGGAACUUUUGUUUUGCUUAGAAUACGUAUUUUUUGUUCCUUGCUAGGAGGUUCUGUUAGCUUAUGUUAUGACUGAAUGUUGCUGUA